AAUGCCCAUCAAAGAGCAGGUGCGAGACGUCUUCUUGCACGGGUCUCUCCAAGCUCGCUGGCGUCUCUUCCCUCCACACUCCUUCCACAUUCUCUUCCACUGCUAGCUUCGCCGUUGUGUGCGCCACCUUAUUGUCAUUUCUAAGGCAGUGAGUAAAACACGCCUCCCUUAAACUCCUUGCUAGGGUUUUGAUUUCAUGGUCAAUCAAACCUAAUUGAGAGCGAUCUUCCUUCUUUGAGUGAAGCAGGGAGAAAACGAUAACGGAAUCGGUCUCAUUAAUCAAUUCGGUGAAACCCAUCUCGAUUGUCAUGCUCAAACUGUCACGCAUGGCCAAAGCCUCAGCCUCAUCAACAGUGAACGAUCCAUGCCUACACUGCAGAAAGGUCAUUUGGAAACCAGUUGGUGGAUUCCAUUGAUUUUCUCUAAUUCGAAGGGUCCUCCCAAGGAUAGCUCGUCCAGAUUCAUCUCAGCCCGAAUAUCCUCCAGAAAAGCUCCAGCAGCACUACCCCUUACUUGCACCACAACAAGAAAGCCCCUUGGAACUUACACAGUGAUGACUCCUUCAAUUCUGCUCGACUUUGAAUUGAGGCCCCAGAUGAUGAUCGCCAUGGCGCUCGAUUUCCUCCUCCCCUCCUGGUUUGAGAUCAAGAUCACUCUCGCCACUUCCCUCUUUGUGAUUCUCGCUUACUGGUUUUUCGCCUAUCGGAGUGGGUUCUUCGAUGCUGAUCGCUCUGCCGUUGACAAUUCUGGGGAUGCUAUUCACGCUAAGGACAAGAUUCCCUCUGGCCAUUUAAGAGACCUUCCAACUAAUUCUGCUUAUCUAAUUAAGUUGGAAUUGUUGGCUGCCAAGAAUCUUAUUGCUGCAAACUUAAAUGGCACUUCUGAUCCUUAUGCUAUCAUUACCUGUGGUACAGAAAAGCGCUUCAGUUCAAUGAUUCCUGGCUCACGGAAUCCCAUGUGGGGAGAGGAGUUCAAUUUUUCCGUUGAUGAGCUUCCUGUACAGAUUAAUGUUACAAUUUAUGAUUGGGAUAUAGUUUGGAAGAGUGCUGUUCUUGGUUCGGUUACUGUUACAGUUGAAAGUGAAGGCCACACUGGUGCUGUGUGGCACACAUUGGAUAGCCCUUCUGGGCAGGUUUGUCUCCACAUCAAAACUAUAAAAUUGCCAUUCAAUGCUGGAAGUUCAAUUAAUGGUUAUGCUGGAGCUAAUGCUCGAAGAAGAGCUUCUUCAGACAAACCAGAGCUGACAGUGGUUCAUCAAAAGCCGGGGCCUCUUCAGACAAUAUUUGAGCUUCUUCCUGAUGAGGUGGUUGAGCAUAGUUUUUCUUGUGCUCUUGAGAGAUCAUUUUUGUAUCAUGGUCGUAUGUAUGUCUCUUCUUGGCACAUAUGCUUCCACUCUAACAUCUUCUCCAAGCAAAUGAAGGUGGUUAUACCACUAGCAGAUAUUGAUGAAAUACGAAGGACUCAACAUGCAUUUAUCAAUCCUGCUGUAACAAUUAUUCUUCGCAUGGGUGCUGGUGGGCAUGGUGUACCUCCAUUGGGAAGUCCUGAUGGUAGAGUCAGAUAUAAGUUUGCAUCAUUUUGGAAUAGGAACCAUGCAUUUAGAGCAUUACAGCGUGCAGUGAGGAACUUCCAGGAAAUGCUGGAAGCUGAGAAGAAGGAGAAGGCUGAGUCAGCACUACGUGCACAUAGUAGCUCUGUGAGAGUGAGUGGAAGUAAGGAGAAGACCACCGCUGAUCAUUUGCCCAAAAAUAGAACUUUUCAGGCUUUCAUUAAAGAGGAGGUUCUUGCUACCAUACACAGCGGUGUUUUCCCAUCCACAGCCGAGCAGUUCUUUACUACAUUGUUGAGUGAUGGAUCAAGUUAUACAAGUGCUUUCGUUUCGAGACGGAAAGAUACAAAUCUAGUUAUGGGACAAUGGCAUGCCGCGGAUGAAUAUGAAGGUCAAGUUAGAGAGCUUACAUACAGAUCCCUGUGUCAUAGUCCCAUGUGCCCACCUGACACAGCGAUGACAGAGUAUCAACAUGCAGCUUUAUCUGAAGAUAAGAAGAAGUUGGUAUUUGAAAUAGUUCAACACGCACAUGAUGUGCCAUUUGGGUCGUACUUUGAGCUCCAUUGUAGGUGGUUGUUGGAGACAAAUGCUGAGGACUCUUCUUCCAUUGAAAUUAAAGCGGGUGUACAUUUUAAGAAAUGGUGUCUGAUGCAAACCAAAAUAAAGGCAGGCGCAAUGCUCGAGUACAAGCGGGCCGUGGAUCUGAGGUUAGAGGUUGCCCAUGAAUACAUGAAGUCGAAUACUUCUGGCAGCGAAACCAACAAAACCGCACCUGCUCUUUCGGAAGCUCAGAGCAGUUGAUUUCCACCAAAUCCAGAUUGGGUUCCACCUAUCCACACUGUAACAAUGGUAUUCUCUCAUUUUUCUCCCUUGAAUAAGUUUCUUUAAAGUUUUGCAUGGUGUUGUGUAGAAACAAGUUCCAUCUGCGCUCUGUUUAAUAUAUUAGAAUUUGAACUUUCUUCACCCUGCCUCCUUAGGAGACUGGUGGUGCUCUGUUUAUGCAACUUCUCAUAUACACAAUACCAUUGCCAUACCAAUAUAGCAAAAAAUGGUCUCCCGUUGUAUAUGGUCCAAUUGUUUCUUCAACAAUCAUACAGAAUUUUACCCUUUGUUUUUUGGUAAUUCUGAUGUUCAUAAGCACUUUUUUUUAGUACAACAUGUGGGAUAGAGAUUCAAAUUCACGACUUUUUGGUUGAAGACAGGUACCUUAAUCCGUUGAGUUAUGCUCAAGUUGACCAUGUUCAUAAGCACAUUUAGUUUGUAAAGUCUUGUAUUUUAUUCUUUUUCAUAUAUACAUUAUGAGUAUUGAGGCA
Messenger RNA from Momordica charantia (bitter melon), 2862 nucleotides. The record is from RefSeq and is a predicted model, not a curated record. Lineage: Eukaryota; Viridiplantae; Streptophyta; Magnoliopsida; Cucurbitales; Cucurbitaceae.